This is a messenger RNA of Capsaspora owczarzaki ATCC 30864, 1885 nucleotides long. RefSeq lists its product as hypothetical. The coding region runs from base 80 to 1501 and encodes 473 amino acids. Gene Ontology annotation, biological process: regulation of transcription by RNA polymerase II. The record is from RefSeq and is a predicted model, not a curated record. Lineage: Eukaryota; Filasterea; Ministeriida; Capsasporidae. The transcript is spliced from 5 exons. Gene Ontology annotation, molecular function: protein dimerization activity; DNA-binding transcription factor activity, RNA polymerase II-specific; RNA polymerase II cis-regulatory region sequence-specific DNA binding. Gene Ontology annotation, cellular component: RNA polymerase II transcription regulator complex.
UGUUGAUUUUUUUUUUUUUUUUUUUCGUUCGUUUUGUUUGUUAUUUUUUUUUUUUUUUUUCGUUUGUUUUCUCUUUCUCAUGUCAAAUCAAUCGUCGCAUCCGCCACCGGGCGUGCAUGUGAAUGCCAAGCGACGACUAGAUUUGCAAGAGGGCGAACCAGAGCGAUCGCAGGGUGCUUCGUCGCCUGGGCGUGACUAUAUGCGACAAACACAUGUUGGCUCGCCUGCGGCAGCAGCAUCGCCACGCACGCCAAGUCACCACGGCGGGCUGGCGUCGCCUGUCUCGGCUGCACUUGCCGCCGCUGGGUCGCCGUCGCGCGUUGCGGCCGACUCGACGCCAAAAUCUGCACGCCGCAAGAUCGGACGUGAUUCACCCACGGAAGAUUUUGACGGACCCACAAGUGGUCGAUUCGACACGUCGCUCGGAAUACUGACGCGCAAGUUUGUCGACCUCAUGACAAACGCACCUGGUGGGGUCCUCGACCUCAACGUGGCCGCCAACAUGUUGGGUGUACAAAAGCGACGCAUAUACGAUAUUACCAAUGUUCUCGAAGGCAUCGGUUUGCUCGAAAAGCGAUCAAAAAACAACAUCCAGUGGAAAGGCUCCAGUAGUAGUGGGAAUAGCGACGCAAUGAGCGCCCAGGCCGACCAAUUGCGCGAGGACAUUGCUGCGCUCGAAGCACAAGACAAGGCGCUCGAAGACCACAUGCGACUCAUGCAAGACAAUCUUAGAAGGCUAGCCUCGCAGGAGCACAACGUCCAGCUGGCCUACGUAACACACGAAGAUAUUCGAAAUAUUGAAAGCUUCCGGAACAAAACGUUGAUAGCAGUCAAAGCCCCACAAGGCACGCGAUUGGAGGUUCCUGAUCCCGACAUGGGAAUGGCUGCCGGCCAAAGGCGAUACCAAAUCCUGCUCAAAAGCAAUGACGGACAGAUUGAUGUAUUCCUCGUUAGUCGAAAUCACGAUGUUGUGCCGGACGACGACACCCAAGCGAUGGUUUCGGAAUCGUCGGCUCCGCCACCAACGUCCAGCAGCGCAGCUCCCAAAUCGUCGUCCUCUGCACCAGCGCAAAAGCAUGAGCCUGCAUUUGGCGUUGCAGCACCCACUGCCUUCAACUCACCACGCGGCAAUCGCACUCGUGGAGCAAGCGGAGCAAGCUCUUCCAGCGCCGCUGCUCCUCCGGCCACCAAUGGCACACACGCCGACGCCGCUGUCGACAAGGCAUCGUCUGAAGCGGCUGAUGCAGCAUCUGCGGCUGAUCUUAUGCCCAUGCUCGAUACUGAGCGAGCAGCCGCCUCCUGGGACGAUGACAACUUUGACGCGCAAGCCACGCAGCAGCUGGGUGACGCUCUUAUUCGCACCCCCUUUGGCUUUGACGGUCUGAUUCCCAUCAAUCCAACAGGAUUUUCUACCGACGACUACCUGUUCAAUCUGGACGAGUCGGAGGGUAUUUCGAAUCUUUACGACUUUGGAGCCUUCGACGACAUCAACGAACCAUAGUCGUCUGCUCGAGCCAUUUUGGCGUUUCAUUCGUCGUGCAUGACGUGUGGCGCUCGGUCUCAAUCAUCGAUUUUUGCACAAACAAAACCAAUCAAAAAUCAAACAACACCAAAAAACAACAAAACAAAAAAACACAAUUCCGAAACCAACUCUGCUCGGCCAAAAGCAAGGCUUCAUGCUUGUUUUCCAAGUCGCUAUUGCUUGAUCCGGUAUUGCUGAUGUUAUUGCCCAUUAGUUUUUUUUCUUCUUCUUCUGCUUCUUCUGCUUCUUCUUCUUCCUCAUCCCCUUUUAGAUGUGAAUGUUCUGAUGUCUUGUUGAGAUUUUUUUCGAUUUUCCUCCUUGUUUCCUUGGCUCGUUGUACUUGUCGCUUCUGCUUCUUGGCGG